Molecule: messenger RNA, 1787 nt
Organism: Syzygium oleosum
Lineage: Eukaryota; Viridiplantae; Streptophyta; Magnoliopsida; Myrtales; Myrtaceae
Product: cytochrome P450 71B10-like
Exons: 3
Coding region: 90-1634 (514 amino acids)
Molecular function (GO): iron ion binding; oxidoreductase activity, acting on paired donors, with incorporation or reduction of molecular oxygen; monooxygenase activity
Source: RefSeq, a predicted model, not a curated record
UACUUUUCACUCUCGACCCUCACACUACUUAACCACCCAAAACCAGUUCAACUGUGGAAGCAUUCUCACUGCACAUCACCCUCCCAACAAUGGCUCUUCACAUCCUCUUCACAUGGCUUGCGCUUUUCCUUCCUCCCCUCCUCCUCCUCCGCCUCCUCUCAGUGAAAAGAUUCACCGACAAAAGGAAGAACCUCCCUCCAGGCCCUCCGCCACUCCCCAUCAUAGGCAACCUCCACCAGCUCGGCCACUUGCCUCACCAAUCCCUGUGGAAACUCUCCAGACAGUACGGCCCCGUCAUGCUCGUGCACCUCGGUGGCAUCCCCACCGUCGUCGUCUCCUCCCCCGCCGCUGCCAGGGAGGUCCUCAAGACCCAUGACCUCAACUGCUGCAGCCGCCCUCGGCUGGUCGGCACGGGACGCCUCUCCUAUGACUACCUUGAUAUCGCCUUCGUCGAGUACGGCGAUUAUUGGAGGGAGCUGAGGAAGCUGUGCGUGUUGGAGCUGUUUAGCGCCAAGCGAGCCCAGUCCUUCCGGUUUGUCAGGGAAGAGGAGGUGGGUUCUAUGAUCGAUUCGAUUGCGAAGUCAGCAGAGAGCGGAACUCCGGUUAAUAUGAGCGAGAAGUUCAUGGCUCUGACGGCUAACGUCACUUGCAGGGUCGCAUUUGGGAAGGUGUUUCAGGGGACGGAGUUCGACAAUGGAAGGUUAAUGCAUAUGAUUCACGAAGCAUUGGCGAUGCUGGGAAGUUUCUCAGUGUCCGAUUUUUUCCCUAGAUUCGGCUGGAUCAUGGACAGGUUCACAGGGCUCCAUUCGAGGUUGGAGCAGAGCUUUCACAAUUUGGAUACUUUCUAUCAGCAGGUGAUCGACGAGCAUCGGGGCGUGAAUAAGAGCAACGAAGAAGAGGAGGACAUUGUCGAUUUGCUGCUGAAGAUGGAGAGGGAUCAGACUGAGCUCGCGGGGGUUCGGUUCAAGGAAGAUAACAUCAAGGCCAUCUUGAUGGAUAUAUUUCUAGCUGGAGUGGACACCGCUGCACUUAUCAUGGACUGGACAAUGGCCGAGCUUGCCAAGAACCCGAAGGUGAUGCGAAAAGCUCGAGAGGAGAUCCGGAGUUGCAUUGGAAACAAAAAACAGGUCGUGGAAGACGACCUCCACGAGCUCAAAUAUCUCAAGUUAGUACUCAAGGAGGCAAUGAGGCUACACCCUCCAAGUGUACUACUUAUCCCGAGGGAAACAAUGGGCCACUUCAAGCUGUUCGGCUAUGAUGUCGACCCGAAGACCCGUGUCCAGGUCAACGUGUGGGGCAUGGGGCGGGACCCAGGCCUCUGGGAGGGCCCAGAGGAGUUUGUGCCUGAGAGAUUCGAGGACAGUCCGAUUGAUUACAAGGGGAAUCAUUUCGAGCUGUUAGCGUUCGGAGCGGGGCGGAGGGGCUGCCCGGCCAUUUCGAUGGGGAUGGGAGUGGUCGAGUUGGCGCUUGCGAAUGUCUUGCACUCUUUCGAUUGGGAACUGCCGGAGGGGAUGAAAGAGGGAGACGUGAGCAUGGAGGAAGGGGCUGGCCUGACCGUGUUCAAAAAAGUACCUCUCACUCUGUUGCCAGUGAAGCCAUCGCAAGAAACCAAUGCAUGUCAAAAUCGUGCUUAAACUAAAACAUCAUACACUACGUUAAUGAUGAUCAAGCGUUUUAACGUUGCACAGUACAAUUUUGUAGCAUGCAACGUCUCCAUACUAUAGUAACCAAGACUCGGUUGAGUAUCUUGCUUCUCAGGCAAUUAAUAAACAGAUCCUUUUGAGAUA